AAUAGGUAAUAAUCAGUUUGUCAAAGUUUGUCGCUCGUUAUUGUACUAUUGUAGAUUAUAGUUUACGUCGAUGUUUUGUGUUUAUUUAUAUAUUAUUUUUCUAAAUAAUUAAUCCUUAAAAUUUACUAUAACUUCAAAACAUUUAUAGAUUGCUAUUCUUUAAAUUAGCUGUAUUAAUAUUUGCAUUGGUGUUACGUGCAUUAAUUACAGAAAAAAAUUCAUUGUUAGUUUUCUGUCAAAGCGAGCGGUGUUGAUAAAACCCGAUAAUUUGGUGUUUCUGAGUAGUUAGUGUAUUUGAAUAGAUGCAGUGUGGUUAAUAAACAAACAAGUGCAAACGUUUCGGAUAUUGUGUGUUAUUGUUAAAACUCAGAACAGUGUGAACCGGCAAAUUAGCUGGUAUGAAGUGAAUCUGAUGUUGAUGGAUAUAUAAAAGAGUUGCUUUGCACGGCGCCGGCCAAGAUGAUGGUGGAGACCAUGCUCGAGUCCGCGCAGGACUUCAGCAUGUCGAACGGUUCCCUCCCGCAAUGGAAGCGCGAGCUGCUGCAGCGGCGCGCGGCGCGGAGUCGCGCGGCGCCGCCUCCCGCGCAGCCGCCGCCGCCCGCGCUCGCCGGCGACCCCGACGACGAGGAACUGCGCUACGGCCCUGGAAUUGUCAAGCGGCUCAAGUCCCGAUACCUAAGCCUAGCAUUACGUGAUGCGCCUCGUCGGAGACCAUCUGUCCUCCGCCGCGCGGCCUCCCUCGAACAUCUCCUGGAUGAGCGGCCCCCGCCCGCACCCCGACCCCCCGCCGCGCGCCUACCUCGCCCCGCUUCAGUCGCCAUGCCCCCUGCAACUGGAGGCUUCUCUAUACGCCGCGAAUCAGUAAAGCGAGCUCGAUCAGUAGACGCUCUCAGCCGCCUCGAAGCUCGCGAGGAGCCCCUACCACCAUCCCCGUCUCCCCCGCCGCACUCCACCUCGUCUCCUCCUGUUCUACCCCCGUCACUCCCCAAAUCAGCUCCUCCCGUGGUACCGCCUUCGUCCCCCACCGCAUCUUCAGUCAUUCCCCCGUCGUCCCCCACAUCAUCUCCUCCUGUAGCUCCCCCACUGCCCUCUCCUCGACCUCCAGUGGCCCGCUCCGCCCGUCCACCGAGACGUCCUACCCCACUCUUGCGAGAAACCGAGCGACCUCCGCCAGAUGUCGUUCGCUCUACACUCAGAAAGUUUGAAAGCGCCCCGACGCGGAGGCCAGCACCUGCGGCGCGCGUUUCAGCCGUUUUACGUGGAUUGGAAGGGCCUCGGACCUCGACCCCUGAACCUAGAGAGCCGAAUGACUACCGCUCGCCGAGCCCCGUGGCAGACGUUUCGGCUAUUGAUGAGACAGAAGGGGCAGUCGUAUCGGCGGAAGCGAGGCCGGUGUCGCGAGCGGCGCUGGAAGGCAUCGCCAAAGCCGGCUCGUCAAUGCGGUUUUCAUUCGAGGCGCCUCGGCGGGGAUCCCAUCUUCCACCGCUGGCGGCCGCCAACCCUGUGCUACUAGGGCGCGCUCGACGAGUUGGGGUGAUUCGCCCGAUGCCAGCUCCGAGCCGCGGUCGGGCAACUUCAACACCAACACCUCCGCCGUUAUCGGCAGAAAUUGAGGAGAAAGUAGCAGAAGUACCUCCACGGAUAGCGACUCCUCCACCAGUCGAGACAGAGAACUCAUUGCCGGCCAGGACGGAGCGCCGCGAUCCUCCGCCCUCGGCUCUCGUCGAGCCCAUCCUCCGCUCGCCGCCUGACGAUCGCGCUCCGACACCUUUAGCUGAAUCUCCACGACAUUCCUCGCGGGAGGCCACCCCUGAAGUAUCAGAAUCAAGAAUCAUAGAGUCAGAUAUAACGAAGCCGUUAAUGAACGGUCAUUCUAAUCUCAAGCCUAAAGUGUCGAGCGUGGUGUCGCGUCUCGGUGGUACGGAUAUAGAACGCUCAUGGAACGGCAGCAUAGAGCAGACGCCGGAGAAAAAGGGAGAGAAAAAAGAAGAUAAAGCUGUGGCCCCGUGGGCGAAGCUGGCGACGAGCCAGAACGGCAGCGCGGGCAGCCCGCCGGCGCGCCGCGCCCGCGCCGCGCCCGCCGCCGCCACCUCGGUGGUGUUCAACUUCUCGGACCGCAAGGAGGUGCCCGACUACAUCGAGAAUGACGGCCUCAUUCUGCGCGCCAGCCGGAGGAACAGGAUUAAGCCUGGUGAACCAGGCGUGGUGGUGCUCCGCCCCGAAGCGCUGGCUCCGCCAGAGUCCGACUCGGAAGAGGAUUGCGGACCCCCCUCGCCCUGCGGCGUGCGAUUUGUUAACGAUAACAUCCUCAUCAAUGGCAAGUCGUCCAUGCCACAGCGGCCGAACAAAGAGCGCCAAUCUAAGUUAAAGCUGCAAUUUGAUGACUCGCUGACGCGCACAUUCGAGUACCCAUCAGAAACGUCACUAUGUUCCCCGGACGAGCGUUCCCCCGCCGCCCCCGCAGCCCCCGCAGCCCCUGCGAGUGAUGUCCCCGACGCGACGUCACAUGUCUCUCAUCUCGCUGCCAACACUCAUAUAGUUUCGGCGGCGUUGUCGCGCUACACGCCGAGCAAGACACUGGCCGACGCCUUCCAGCUCGGAGUCACCAGGCGGGAGACAGCAGAGCCGGCGGGCGCGACCGCCCCCGAGCGGCGCGCCUGCGCCGGCGCCGACGCGCGCUGUUGGAGCGAGGCGCGCUCGCUCAACACUGACCUGCUGUUCUGAGAUGCCGGAUCACACAGCCUAUAUGAAUAAAUGGAAUUUUUGGAACAUUUACAAACUAAAUAUUUUGUUAUAAUAUAAAAAUUCAAUUAAUCGUAUUUAUUAGACUGACAUGUACUUUUAUAUUGUCGAUAAUUAAGAAGUAUCCAAAAAUUAAUUGCCAUUCAAAACUAUAACGGUAGGAAAAAUAUACAUUUCUACCUCAGUGAUUCAAGUACUAAGCAAAGCAGUGAGAAAGAGAGAAAAGUAUCGUGAGAUCAUGACAAAAGAUAAAAGCUGAAUGUUUACUGUAACACGGAGUUUGUAAAGAACGCACACAGGGUGAUGAUUCUGCUGACACUAAGUCGUUGUAGUCUCUCAAUGGUUCUUACGCGUGAGUAUUAUAGUAUAGUAGAAUCAUUACUCUGUCCUUUUGUUUUUUACCGUCAAAAUAAAGUCCUAUUAUAUUAUGGCUAAAAGAAACUUCGUAUUGUAACGUCGAAACAUUAAAACGGGGUAUAACUGCUCAAUUGUAUUGUUAAAUGUUUAUUAUGUAGGAGACAAGUCAUGGGUUUUUUGUAUUUAUAUGACUUCGGCGACUGAAUGCCUAUUAAUUUUGAGAUUUUUCGAUGCUAUAAGGUUCAUAGGUAUUUAAAAAAAUUUAAAUUAUGUUAUCACGAUUGGCCGUGAGAAUUAUUUUUAUUGUUCCAUAAACAAAAAUGACAGGGAAAAGACGUUGGUUUUGGUGAUAAAUACGUAUAAGGUACAGUUUCACUGUUUAAGAUUUUUCCUAGAGCUAAAAACAUUUUAAAAUAUGUGAAAUAAUUGGUGCAAUCCAUGUGCCGAAUGCAGCAUUCCAAAACGCAUUUCUUUUUUUAAUAUAGAAAGAAAACUUAGAAUCGCACCGAGUGCAAACAUUUAUUAUUAUUUUAGGGAAAUGCAAUCUCCCAACUGCAAUGAAUUCUCUUCAUAGCCGUAUUCCUCAUGGUUGAGGGUCGUGAUCGUUGAAUGAAAUGUGGAAUGAAACACAACGAUGCUAUUAAUGGAGUGGUUUGCAUUGCCUUGUCCAUUUCACACACAAUGAUAAUCAGAAUGCAGGGUUCCUCACGAUGUUUCCUUAAAACGCAACGCAAUAAAUAAAUAAAUAAAUGAGCCAAUAAAUAAUUUAAAAAGUGAUGAAAUAUACUCAUUCCAAGACUAUUCCUAACUUUUUCAAGUGUUCAUGACAUUUUUGACGUCGAGCAUUUACAAGUUAUAUGUCAUUAUUUUUAACCGCAAAAUGGCGGUGUUUAGUGUUUAAUGGAUAUAGCGUAUGAAAUAUUGCUAGCAUUUGUCUAUUUUAUAUCGUAGUUUAUAUUGAGCUAACUAAAUUAACUGAAAAUGUUCUAUUCUGCUUAUUGACUUAAAGAUACAUGAAUGAAGGAAUGGUUUGGACAAUAUUUUCAGUUAAUUUUGUUACAUUGAAAUUAAAUAAGUGAGCGCUCAGCUACAGGCUUUAGUUGUAUCAUAUGCGUAUAUGUGCCUUGUCAGGUAUACAAUAGACCCCUUGACAUUUGUGCUUUUUAAAAGACUAAAUAGCUUUUAACUUUGUGAAAUUUAAGUUCAAUAUCUUUUUAAUAUCUUAUACACGCUUGCACAUGAGAGCUCAGCAUUUUUCAUUGUAACGAUUUAAAAAGCGCACUUAAAGUGAUCAAUCACGUUGUUAUGUCGAAAACAAUUCAAUAAAAGAUGAGAAGUUCGAGAGCAUUUCAUUGUGGAUUGACUUUAGAUAUGAUGUAAAAUAAGGGGACUAUUUAGCGUAAAUUAGGAGCUAAUUCGGUCCGGCACGCUGUAACAGUGUCAUAUUAUGUAAUCAUAACGCUGCACGCACACGCAGGACGUUAUUACUAUGAAAAAUACAUAUCACAAAUCGUGACACAAAUCGAAAAUUUUAAAACAAAUUAUACGUAAAGGAUAUAUUAUUAAAAUUUUGUCAUUAUCAUCUCGGCGACAAGAAGUCGACAACUGGCUGAACAUUAACAUAUAUAACGUUCGAUCAAUGCGCGUGCGUGCAGCCGCGGCCGCCCGGCCACACUUGCCAAUGCCUAGUUUUAUAUCGUAUUUUAUGCUAUUUUGACAUUACUGUAGUUUAGUGUUAGACAGUAAGUCCGUAACUGAAUCAUUAUACACGUAUCCGUAAUACUGUGUAAGUAUGUAGUAGAUUUCAUAAUUUUUAGGAAAUUCUCCGCGAGUUGGUCGGCACACCUAUCAAAUAUUGAAAUAAGAUUACAACUUGCUCUAACUAUAUGGUUUUGAUUUGUAACCGAAGGCGCGAAUGAAAGUGCUCGAUUUGGACAACUUUACAUUAAAUAUAGUUUAUAUCAAAUGUAUGUAUUUUGUUUGUUAUUGUUAAUUUAUUUGGCCAUAAAAUGCUGUGGACUAUGCGGUGUCAGUAAAAGUAAAAUAUUUCCGAUAAGAAUCGGUGCCAGACCGCCUCGUAGGAUUCAAAUGACAUGUAUUAUGUAACGCGGAGGCCGCCUCGGCACGCGACCCAGCGAUAGCUACUAAAGCGUGCUAUUGACAUUAUCUAUAUGUACUACUGAAAUAUACACAAAUAUUAAA
Messenger RNA from Plodia interpunctella (Indianmeal moth), 5301 nucleotides. RefSeq lists its product as uncharacterized. Gene Ontology annotation, molecular function: microtubule binding. The transcript has 8 exons. The record is from RefSeq and is a predicted model, not a curated record. Lineage: Eukaryota; Metazoa; Arthropoda; Insecta; Lepidoptera; Pyralidae. Gene Ontology annotation, biological process: chemotaxis; neuronal signal transduction. Gene Ontology annotation, cellular component: nuclear membrane; rough endoplasmic reticulum membrane. The coding region runs from base 460 to 2724 and encodes 754 amino acids.